AUGAAGUCCCCGAUCCCGGACUACCUGAAUGUCUUGCUGGACAAGGUCCGGCCCAACGAAGAAGGCCAACCAGCCCAAUAUAUCAAGACCUUGGCCCAUGCAGACACCUCGAAGCUCGCCGUGGCCCUCGUCAUGGUCGAUGGCAACGUGUACUCCGCGGGGGACGACCACGUCGAGUUUUCUAUUCAGUCCAUUUCCAAAGCCUUUGUCUAUGCCAUCGCCAUCGAGGAUGCCGGGCUGGAGCAUGUUCUGGAACGGAUCGGUGUCGAGCCAUCCGGCGACGCCUUCAACAAAUUGUCGCUGCACAAAGGCACCAACCGACCAAUGAACCCCAUGAUCAACGCCGGAGCGAUUGCGGCGCAUUCACUGGUGGUCCACCCGAACGCCACAGCCGAGGAGAGAACGGACCGCAUCCUGAAGACCAUGUCGAGGCUCGCUGGGCGUCAGCUGUACGUGGAUGAGGAGGUGUACGAAGCCGAGAUGGAGGAGGCCGACCGCAACAUGGGAAUUGGAUACAUGCUGAAGGCCGCGGGCAUUAUCUCGUGCAAGCCAGCAGAGGUGGUCAAGGGUUACAUCCGCCAGUGCUCCAUCAACGUCAACGUCCGCGAUUUAGCCAUGAUGGCAGCGACCCUGUGCAACGCCGGGGUGAAUCCGGUCACCGGUGAAACCAUUAUGCCCGCAGACAGUGUCCGCCAGGUGCUUUCGGUCAUGACCACAUGUGGCAUGUACGAUGCGGCGGGUCAGUGGGUGUCCCGCGUGGGCAUUCCGGCCAAGAGUGGUGUCGCUGGCGGCGUCAUUGGCGCCCUGCCGGGCCAGGUUGGCAUCGCCGCAUUCUCACCCAAACUGGACGACCGUGGCAACAGUGUCCGCGCGGUCGCUCUCUUUGAGCAAUUAUCACGCGACAUGGGCUUCCACAUGAUGGACGUGAGCCAGAUCGCCCGGGCGAGUGUGAGCACCUCGGUGGCCAAAAUCGUGGCGGGAGAGGAAGAACCUCACCACCCCAACUGCGAUCGACGGGUGGUCAUCUUUGCCCUGCGAGGGGCCGUCCGCUUCGCGGGCUCCGAGCGCCUCACGCGCGCCAUUGUGCGGGAACUCGGCGAGCCCGAUCCCCAGGAUCCCGGCUCGGGGGAGCACCGGGACGCGUGCGCCAUCGUGGUGUCGCUCCGGGACGCAUUUUCUCUCAAUCUCGUGGCCCGCCGGGUGAUCCACGAGAGUAUCAAACGGUUGCUCGCCGAGGGGAGAACGGUCGUGGUGAUCGAUCCCAACAGUGUCUUGCAGAUGGACUUGGGCAGCCUGCCCACGUGUCAGCAUCCGCGGAUUGUGGACAAUGAAAAGGAGGCCAGGGAAUUCAUUGGAGGGACGGGUUGUUCGGCCGUUGCGCAGUCUGACAAUUGGUAG
Molecule: messenger RNA, 1398 nt
Organism: Fonsecaea erecta
Lineage: Eukaryota; Fungi; Ascomycota; Eurotiomycetes; Chaetothyriales; Herpotrichiellaceae
Product: glutaminase A
Exons: 1
Coding region: 1-1398 (465 amino acids)
Biological process (GO): L-glutamine catabolic process
Molecular function (GO): glutaminase activity
Source: RefSeq, a predicted model, not a curated record